Hibiscus syriacus is the source of this 1309-nucleotide messenger RNA. RefSeq names its product CASP-like protein 5A2. The record is from RefSeq and is a predicted model, not a curated record. Gene Ontology annotation, cellular component: plasma membrane. The coding region runs from base 535 to 1092 and encodes 185 amino acids. The transcript is spliced from 4 exons. NCBI's taxonomy places the organism in Eukaryota, Viridiplantae, Streptophyta, Magnoliopsida, Malvales, Malvaceae.
AAAGGUAGGUUUAGAAAGAAUGAAUUACCCUUGAACUGUUUCGCAAACACAGCCUUGUCUCCGAACUGGUCUCCCUCCGCCACCAAAUUCCGUCGCCGGUAUCUUCCCAGCAUAAGCUCAGAGUUACCGUUCUCCAACUACAAGCAACAAACACAAUCAAAAUCUGAAAAGACUACUAAAAAUUUGAAGAGCUUCUUUUUACUCCCCUUUUAUUUCCAGUUUCCUUUCCUCUGUUAUUUUCUUAAACCUGAAGACUUCACCCACCGAAAUAAUCAUUUUCUUAAUCCCAGAUUCUUCUCCCUUAAUUCUUCAGAUUUCCUACUUUCAGAUGAGCUGAUGUUUCAAUUGAUGAGAACUUUGUGAUACUAUUUAAUAGCGAUGGUUUAGCUUAUAUACUUUGCGGGGGGGGGGGAUUAAUCCGGUUGAAUUCUGUUUGGUUGUAGUGAAAGUUGGAGGAAUAGAAAAGGUGAAUUUUGGUUAUCUGUUAAGUUUCUGGAGUUGUGAGUAUGAAUUGAAGGAGUUUUAGUGGAAGAGAUGAAUGUGAGCCGUGGCUCGGUUCACCCAGUGGAAGAAGAUCCACCUCCCACUGAAGGAGCUGGAGGCGAAGGAGGCAACAACGAGGUACCGACAGUGAGGAUGAAGGAUCUUCAGGGAAUGCCUGGUACACUAGGAGGGCUUGUGUUGAGGAUAUGUCAGUUUGCCUUUGCAGUUGUGGGACUUUGUAUUAUGGCUACCACUAGUGAUUUUCCAUCUGUUACUGCCUUUUGCUACCUUGUUGCUGCCACUGGCUUGCAGAUUUUGUGGAGCUUAUCGCUUGCUAUCAUUGACAUUUAUGCCCUUUCAGUGAGACGUUCCUUGCAGAAUUCCCGUGUUGUUACUUUGUUUACUAUUGGUGAUGCGAUCACAUCCACUCUCACAUUUGCUGCAGCUUGUGCUUCUGCCGGGAUCACCGUUCUUAUCGACAACGAUCUUGAUAGCUGUGCACAGAACCAUUGUGCAGAGUUUGAAACUUCGACUGCAAUGGCCUUCAUUUGCUGGUUUGCUGCAGUACCUUCAUUUCUGUUGAACUUUUGGUCACUUGCAUCCCGGUAAAAAGGGAAUGCGAAAAAACCGAAGUUGAAAGGAGUAACCAUGGCUGCUGUAGAAAGCAUUUUGUUGUGUCAAGCUUGUGGCAUCGUGGAACCUAUCGAUGUGUUAUUUUUUCAAAAGUUUGUAUAGGCGUUAUGAAUACCAGUUGCAUCAAUUUAAGCUUUUAUGUAAACAUGUGUAUCUUUUUAAGUACUGUGUUUGUGGGCAGUGUACAAUUGAA